Molecule: messenger RNA, 2968 nt
Organism: Nicrophorus vespilloides
Lineage: Eukaryota; Metazoa; Arthropoda; Insecta; Coleoptera; Silphidae
Product: leucine-rich repeat-containing protein 24
Exons: 1
Coding region: 407-2416 (669 amino acids)
Cellular component (GO): plasma membrane
Molecular function (GO): protein binding
Source: RefSeq, a predicted model, not a curated record
UAGGUGGAGAAAGAGGAGGAGGACGAAGAGAAGGCGGAGGAAGAAGAGAAGGAAGGUUGUUCGGCGCAGGCGACGUUAGGGGUGGCGAGGCUCGCACCAGUCUCUUCAGCUGCGCUCUCACAGUCCGCCAGCACAGUUCGCGUUAGAGCGACGUUGCACGAGAACGCGUUCCGCAAAUUUACAGCGCGCUUUGGAUUACAGCUAACUCUUUAAAUUGCAGUUAGUUAAUUAUAAAUAGUUAGUGAGUGUGUACAUGUAUGUUUACAAUUAAGUGUGCGUUGGAUUAUUAUGGAUUAUGCGAAACUGUAGCCCGAAUUAAACUCAUAAAGUUCUUUUUAGUUACUCUUUCUUUGGAUUUUUUUUUUCAUUUUUGAAUUGUGCUCAAGAAAGUUCGGUUUGGUUCGCGAUGGAGAAGUACACUCGCGCGGUCAUUUUCUUGGUGGUAACUUUGAUGCUUCUCGUGUUGGAUGCGUGUGGUGGCAUUGGAGGACAGUGUCCGUCAGUCUGCAGCUGCAAGUGGAAAGGAGGAAAGCAGUCGGUGGAGUGCACGGAUCGUGCAUUGAUUACCAUCCCCGAGAGCGUCGAUGCAGCCACCCAGGUGCUCGAUUUGAGCGGAAACAACCUGCAGAUCCUCCCCAGAGAGACGUUCUUGAGGGCAGGGCUACUCAAUUUGCAGCGCGUCUUCCUCAGGAGCUGCAGAAUCGGACAGAUCGACGAUUUGGCUUUCCGCGGUUUAACAAAUCUCAUCGAUCUGGAUUUAUCCUUCAAUCUGCUCACAGCUAUACCUUCGGGCACUUUCCAGGAUGUGCCGCUACUGAGAGACCUGGUGCUCUCGAACAAUCCCAUUCAGAAGGUGGACAGCCACGCUUUUCGCACGGUUCCCAAUCUGGUUAAACUGGAUUUAUCAAAUUGCGAGCUACAGAUGAUCGCGCCUAAAGCGUUUGAAGGCAUCGAAGUUUUGGGAUCCCUCAAACUGAAUGGAAACCGUCUCACCGAGCUGAGACCCAAGACCGUGGAGACUUUGAGCAGAUUGCAAGGUAUCGAGCUGCACGACAACCCUUGGCAUUGCGAUUGUCGUUUGAGACCUGUUAAAGAGUGGUUGACGCACAGGAAUAUCCCAUAUCCGGUGGCGCCAGUCUGCAGCGGUGGGCCCGAACGCGUCAUCCACAAGACUUUCGGAGAGCUUCAUGUCGACGAUUUCGCCUGCAAACCAGAAAUUCUUCCAGUUAGUCGCUUCAUUGAGGCGACGGCAGGAGACAACGCCACCAUCACCUGCAGGGCAAGCGCCGUGCCUUCAGCUCACAUCAACUGGUACUGGAAUGGAAGACUCCUGCUCAACAAUUCAGCCUUCAGCACUCAUCAGAAGAUCUACAUCUAUGAUGAGGGACAUUUCGAGAAACGUAGCAAUUUGGUCCUUACCAACGCCAUGGAAACGGAUUCCAGCGAGUUCUACUGCGUUGCCGAGAACAGGGCUGGCAACGCCGAAGCCAAUUUCACCCUUCGUGUUUCCAUGAGGACCGCCGGUAUGGUAACACUUGGAAGCGGACAAAUCGCCGGGUUGAGCGCAGCUUUGGUCAUACUUAUACUCUUCAUCCUUUUGGUCAUACUAGUCCUUCUGGUGAGGCUGAGGAGGAUGCCGUUCUCCGAAAGUAAAACUCCUGGACAAAUCGAGGUCGUCACUGUAGUCAAUGGUGGAGCCAUCCCCAACGGAAAAUCCGCUACCAUUUCACCCGUAAACGAGACUUCAUCGUUCACAGAAAGAAAGCUGCCGCAAGAUUUAAACUUCUGCAACCCGGUGCAAAAACCGCCGAGGAUGAACGAAAUCCCGUACACGACUACACAUUACAACGGAAACGGUAGCAUAAUGAAUCCGGGCUCAUGCUUUGUCUCUCCAUCCUCUGGAUCCGGAAACAACCCCGAUUUGAUAAACGAUACGAAGAUGCUGGGUAGCGGCGAUUUGGGACCCGUCAACCUAGAGGAAACCUUCAUGAUUGAAGCCAUUGAGAGGCCUGGAAGCGGAGAUUAUAGUCGCAAUGCCGACUCUUUGUAUCCUUCUGGAUUAUGGGAGAACGGUCCAGAUUCCGUUGCUAGACAUUUGGGUGCAGCCACCAAUCCUGGAUUCCAUUAUGACGAUAAAACACCGAUCGUCGGCUCCGACGAAGAAUUAAACUUUGCGGCGAGAUCAACCACGAGCUACCCACCUGACUACGGCCUCCCAAUCGCCGAGUCCAAAUCCGACGUAUCCUCAACAUCGGCCUCCCAGAUCAUCCUCCCAACGAACGCGAAGACCCUUCGAGUAUGGCAAAAGGGUGCAGUCCCCGUUCUACCACCCGUCACCGCCCUUAAAAGGGCCCUCAGCCACAGCCGCAGUUCCCCGGACGAAGGUUACCAAGAGGGCUGCGGCACGGACGUAUAAAGAACACCAAUAGCAGCAGCAAAAACAAAAAGAAAAGAAAGGAUACCAAAGACUCGAAAAGUUCCUAGAUUCUCGGACGCGAACAGAGACCGGUCCCGGUUUUGCUCAAAACGUGAGUCGAAAGGAUACAAUUUUAAUAAGAAUAAUUUAAAACAAAAGUAAUCAUAAAAUUUCAACAAAAAAAAACAAAUACGUGUGAUAAGUAAAAUUAUUUAAAAACAUAUACUAAGUGAGAGAUUAAGACAACUCUGUACAUAUUGUGAAUACGAAAUAUAUUAUAUAUAUUAUACAUAUAAACAAAAAAAAUAAAUAAAUAGCCGUAGGGGACGCUGUAUACAUCCGAUUGUAAAUUAACACACAAAAAAAGACUGAGGAAGAAGUAGGUAAAUAAUAAAAAAAAAAGGUAACUUACUCAAACGGUCUUGACUGCCGGAUCAAAUUUAAUUUUCAACGUAAUCAAGGGAGAGAUUUAAAUUCGUUUACGGCAGUUAACUCCAGUUAAAUAAAAAAAGGGUAAAAUAUUAUUCAAAUUAUAUAAGUACAUAUUUUUUU